Drosophila virilis is the source of this 2686-nucleotide messenger RNA. RefSeq names its product Mucin related 11Da (gene Mur11Da). The record is from RefSeq and is a predicted model, not a curated record. NCBI's taxonomy places the organism in Eukaryota, Metazoa, Arthropoda, Insecta, Diptera, Drosophilidae.
GGCAUAUCAGUGGCAACUACACCUUCGACAUGUGGGCACAACUCAGUACAAUUGCAUUAAUAUUAAGUCUGCUCGGCCUAGUCACGGCACAGCGCUACCUGCAGCAUCCAGAGCCGCAAGGACGUGGCAGAGGCGACUACACCACCUGCGGUCAACCAGUGUGCGCCACCAAUGGCUAUUGCUAUCGCUCAUUCGAGAACAUUUGCUGCCUAAACACCUUCAAUUUACAACUGCUCUUCGCUGGACAAAGAGAAUUUGUGGAAGCUGACAUGCAGCACUGCUUGCCAAAGCCAACUUGGUUCGACUACAGCACACCCUACAGAGCUCGUCCGCUACUCUCCUCCUCCUCCUCCUCGUACGCCUAUGCAGCCGCUUAUGAUUCGCCCUAUACAUACGAGCUUGCUGCUGCACAGGCACCAUACCCUUCAGAGUCAUAUAAUCCUUAUCGCUUCUACAAGUCACAAGCACAGGACAUAUAUUCCCCGACGAACGGGUUUGGGGGAAGACCUGACUUUACUAGCACGUGGGAACGUUACAGGGGAAUGCAGGAAUACUUUACUGAGCGACCUGCACCUACAAUAUCCACAGCAUCAGAAUCCACAACAAUAGCAACCACAUCCAGUUCAACAGCUACUGCCACCGCGGAAUCCACGGUGCCAACGACAUCAGUUGCAACAACAGCAACCACGACAGGAACUGCAGCAGUUAACACUCAAUUCCCAGUAUCAACUACACCGACAUUCACAUUAGGCUCAAGCACGGCAGUUACAACAGAAUCUAAUAUACCAUCCACAACGAGUGCCAUAGCAAUAACGAGCACAACAGUUUCAACACAGUCUACACAGAUCCCAACUGAGAAUUCAACAACAGGCUCAAGCACAACAGCAACCACACCAUUUAUUUCACUUUCAAGUUCAACAGUUACAACACCAUCCACACAAGAGUCUGCUUUAGUAGGGGUAUUGAGUACAGCAAUUAGGGAAGAAUCAAUACAACCAUUAUCAACCAAUUCAACAGGAAUGUUCAAUUCCUCAGGCAUAACACAGUCCACAACAAAUACACAACCUGCAUCAAGAAAUUUAAUAGCACAGCCAAGCACAAGUGCGCCUACAACACAAUUCACAUUACCAUCCACAACAACAGAAGAAUCUACACUAUUUACACAGCUGCCCACAGUCAACUCCACGACACAGCCCACCACUAAAGCAACCACAAUACUAUCCACAAUUUCAUCCACAUUAGCAUCUAACACAACAACAGUAGCAAAUACCCAAGCAAUCAUAUCAUCUACAGCGAACUCUAUCUCAAUAACAACGGAGUCCACUUCAUCUGCAACAACGACAACCACACCACAGCCAACUACCACAGCAUCCACAACAGUAUCCACAACAGCUUCAACAAGAGCGUCAACAGCUGAUAAAAUAGAAACAACACAGUUCUCGGCAGGCUCAACAAAUAACUCUACAGCACAGCCGAGUGCACCCAUAGCCCCAACAGCAUCCGCAGCAUUUAUAAUAGGAUCCACUGUGGAAUCCUCUACAACAUCAACAACAAGUGCUACAGUAAGAGCACAAGACUCAACGCCUGUUUCAACAACGAACUCCACCGCUGAGUCGAGCACGCCCGUUUCCAUCACAUCAUCCACAACAGCAUCUACAACAGCAUUCAGAACAGCAUCCCCAACUGCAUCCACAACUGGAUCCACAACAACAUCUGCACCAGCAUCGACUUUAGCAACCACUUUAGCAAUUUCCCCUUCAUUAGCAACCACAACAGAAUCCACAGCAAAUUUGACAACAGCAUCCACAUUAGCAGCCACAGCGGCACCCGCAUCAACUGUUUCUAUUGUAACACCUCAAUCCAUGCUUGCCUUAAGAGUGAACGCAGCACAGUUGAGUACAUCAGCAUCCUCAGCCGCAUCCACAACAGCAUCCACUGCGGCAUCCACUGCGGCAUCCACAGCGGCAUCCACUUCAGCGUCUACAGAAGCAACAACACAAUUGACAACAAGCUUCACAGCAGAGCCGAGUAGAGCUAAGACUCCCACAACAGAAUCCAUAAUAGCAUCCACAGCCGCCAGCAGCGACAUGAAUGCCAGCACUCUGGUCUCUCUGGUCUUUAGAGUGCCCGACAGCAGAGUCUUUAGACUCGCACUGGCCUCGCAGAUAACCCAUCCAAUAACUGGGCAUAAGACGUGCGCCGACGAGACCAAUUUGGAGCUGAAAGUUAAGGGCAUAUCGGAAACGCUCAAGUUUACUGGAUGCCUCUUCAAUAACUCAGCCCGCUCUGAAUCGAAUGACGGCACCUCGACAAGCCCAACACCCAAUAGCAGCACACAAAAAUCAGUUAACUAUAAGCCUUAUGGUUACUUAUAUGGUUUUGCCUAUGGCAGUGGUUAUGGAUCCGGCUAUGGACCUGGCCACGGAUCUGGUUAUGGACCCGGCUAUGCCAGCGGCUCCGCUGCGGCGGCUAGGCCCCAUAGCUGGGCACAAUACUAUCAUCGGCCUUAAUUUUACUUAACGACCUAUCUCAAUGGUUCUCUACUAUAUUGUAAAAUAAUCAAUAAGACUUUUUUUUAAUAUUCGUAUACCUUGCAUAUCUUUAGAGCUAUUCAACAUAUAAGCAAAUAAAAUUUUGAUACCCAAGCGAUUGCUGUGCGGCAACGUGACAUUUAAUACCAAAAGUA